This is a messenger RNA of Scophthalmus maximus (turbot), 2714 nucleotides long. Its product is annotated as E3 ubiquitin/ISG15 ligase TRIM25. NCBI's taxonomy places the organism in Eukaryota, Metazoa, Chordata, Actinopteri, Pleuronectiformes, Scophthalmidae. Gene Ontology annotation, molecular function: zinc ion binding; protein binding. The transcript has a single exon. Bases 48 to 1517 code for a protein of 489 amino acids. The record is from RefSeq and is a predicted model, not a curated record.
GGAAGUGAAACUGUUUGACUUCCACUGACACCGGGGAGGGCGAAAGAAUGGCGCAGCAAGGAAUUCAGCUGGACCAGGAGAAGCUCUGCUGCUCGAUCUGUCUGGAUCUACUGAAGCAGCCCGUGACCAUCCCCUGCGGACACAGCUACUGUGUGAAGUGUAUCGAGAGCUACUGGGACGAGGAGGGUCAGAAGGAGAACCACAGCUGCCCUCAGUGUAGACAGGCCUUCAUGCUGAGGCCUGUCCUGGUGAAGAACACCGUGUUAGCAGAUCUAGUGGAGGAGCUGAAGAAGAAGACUGGACCUCAAGCUGCUCCUGCUGAUCACGGCUGUGCUGGACCCGGAGUCGUGGCCUGUGAUGUCUGCACAGGCAGACAGCUGAAAGCUGUCAAGUCCUGUCUGCAGUGUCUGGUGUCUUACUGCGAGCAGCACGUCCAGCCUCACUACGACUCCCCGGCCUUUGGGAAGCACAAGCUGGUCGAGCCGUCCGAGAAGCUCCAGGAGAACGUGUGCACGCGUCACUGUGAGGUGACGAAGAUCUUCUGCCGCACCGACCGACAGCUCAUCUGUUACCUCUGCUCCAUGGACGAACACAGGGGCCACGACGCGGUGUCCGCCAAGGCGGAGAUUGCCGAGAGGCGCGGGGAGCUCGGCGCGAGGCGGCAGAGCAUCCAACAGAAGAUCCAGAGCCGAGAGAGAGGCGUGAAGCUGCUUCAGCGGGAGAUCGCGGCGCUGAAGAAGCAAGACAUUGAGCUGGAGCAGCUGGAGCACACCGAGGAUCCCACCCAGUUUCUGCACCGCUACACCUCGCUGUCACGCCCCGGCGACGCCGCAGACGCGGGGUCAGAGGUCAGGGACGAACCGCGGGACGUCCUGAGCGAGGAGUGGACCGAAAGCCCGCCGAGAGGAGGAGCCGAAGUGGAUGACUCACUGCUGCCACGAGGCGAGCUGAAGACCAGAGCGGAGUUCUUCAAGUGUUCCCGUCAAAUCACACUGGAUCCAAACACUGCACACCAUUACAUUGCAAUCGACAGAGGAGUAAAAGCUAGAUGUCGGCCAAAAAACCCAGAAUAUCCUAUACACCCAGAUAAAUUCACUAGCUGUUCUCAGGUUUUGAGCAGAGAAGGUCUGACCGGACGUUGUUACUGGGAGGUGAAGUGGGAUACGCGUGAAGUUUUUGUGGCAGUCGCAUACAAGUCUAUUAAAAGAGCAGGAGAAGAAAGUGCAUUUGGAAACAAUGACAAGUCUUGGGCACUACAAUGUUGGCAGUCUGGUUAUGAAUUAACACAUAACAGUGUCAGAACUGCCAUCUCAGGCCCUGAGUCCUCCAGAGUCGGACUGUACGUGGAUCACGGUGCAGGCACUCUGUCCUUCUACAGCGUCUCUGACACUGGCACCAUGACGCUCCUGCACACAGUCUACACCACGUUCAGACAGCCGCUCUGUGCUGGACUCGGCAUGUAUGUCAACGGAGCAUCUGCUGAAAUAUAUACUGCAUUAGACAUGAAGAAGGAUUGAAAACUAUAGCGAAGAUAAACUACAUGCAGCAACUUCUUUGGAGUGUCUCUGUGGCACUUUUGUUUUUCUUGCUCGUGAAUGACCGACAGGUUUCCAAUCUUCUUUUGUCUUCAAAGCGUUUGAUAUUGUGUGUGUGUGUGUGUGGGGGGGGGGAUUAAGUUAAAAUGAAUAAAUUUAAUUAUUAUUUUUGAUUAUUUCUUGUUUUAAAUCUGUGUUUUUUUCUGUAAAUUUGAAAUGAUUUGAAAUAUAUAUCUUUGAUUAUAACUGAUGGUUGAACAUGUUAAAAUUGUCUUUUUUUGAUAAACUGUAAGGUAUUGGAACCCAAAUUGGAAUUUCACGUUAUUAAAUUUGGAGUGAUUAUGCAGGACAAAAAAAAGAAAUGAUGUAUAAUUGUCUAAUCUUAAUGGACACACAAUUUAGCCACAGAUGUACAUUUACUGGUUCUUUUCAAUGAACUGUUUAAUUUCAAAAAAACUUUGAAAAAUGAAAAUGACAAACAAGCCUUGACUGUCAAUGAAAACUUUGAUAUAAUUCUAAAUAGACCUCUAUUUUUUAUAUUUUUGGUCUACAAAGCACUGAAUGGUUUCGGACCAAAAUACAUCCUAGAGUAUUUCAGACCCCUCAGGUCGUCAGGGACCGGUUUAUUGUGUGUUCCUAGAACCAGAACCAAACAAAGUGAAGUCGCAUCCAGUUAUUAUGCUCCUCACCUGUGGAACAAACUUCCUGAACACUUGAGAUGUGCUCAUACGCUCAGCUCAUUUGAAUCAGGCCUAAAAACACUGUUGUUCUCUGCAGCUUUCCUAUAAAUUAAUCUUAAUAAUUAAUUAUUGUCUUUUAAAUGCACCUUUAUUGCAAUUAAAUCAUGUUUUAUCGCUCUGGUUUUAAUAUCUAUUUUAAUGUAAUGCUUUCAUUUGAAUGUCUUAAUAUUUUGCUUUUAUUCAGAAUGUUAAUGUCUUUGUCUGUAAUUCAAUGCCUCUGUUAACCUUGUGUAUGAAUGGUGCUAUACAAAUCAACUUGCCUUGCAUUAAUUUAAUUAUAUGAAAUGCUUUUGUUUUGUUUUUCUCUAUGCUUGUAUGUUUUAUCAAAUGUUCUAUUUUUUAUAUUCGCUCAGUUGAUUUGUACCACAAUUCUGAGUGAAAAGAUUGUAGUAAGCCUGUUUUGAUUGAUACACAAUAAAGAAAUGAAAGAAAGAAAAAA